CAUUACGGGCCUAUGCAGUAAAAUUGUCUGAUUUCUAUUUUGUUUCCUCACCACCGAUUACUGAUUCGGUGUCUAAGGAGACCUUCACCACAAAAAUUCUCCCCACUUUGCCCUCUCUCAUUUUCUCACCUGAAACGCUCUCCACUUUCUCCCUCAGUUCCUCCAUAUUCCUCUCUUCCAAUUUUUUUGCCCUCUUUUUUCUGCUUUCUUUUUCUUUCUCUCAAUAGAUUUUGUCUUUUCCUCUCUUUCAUUUCUUUUUCUUGAUCUAUAAAAUUCCAUCGAUUGUUGGAAAGAGCAAGAGGGUUCUUGAGGGGGAAUUGAAAUCUAAAUCGAAAAUCAAAAAUGCUAACGGUAAACCGAGUGAUAAACCGGGCACGAGCUUCGAUUUCAAAUUGUCAAUACCUCCUAAGUCAUGACCCAAAGAUUUCUUCUUCGAUAUUUACAAGCUUGCAAGCAAGGAAAAAAUGGAGAAAGAACGAGCAAGACUGGCAGUGCUGAUGAAUUGAAUAGAGGAUAUUUUGAUGAUAUGUCUGAGCUAAAACAACACGGUGGUAAGAUUGCACGGGAAAAUAAGAUUCUAAUUCUUGGAAUUGCAGCAAGGAAGUUUCCUGCCAUGGAUGUUAUAUAUUCUGAUGGUAGAAAAUCAAAGCUGCCGAUUGUUUUUGAUGCAAGUGGCAUUGAUACUAGCAAGUUGGCUGUCCCUGAAGCAUCUUUAGUCUGUCUAUUUCAGGCUAUGGUCGAUUCUUGAAGCAAGCCUUUUUAUGACGCCCUUUAGUGAGUCCAAGAGCGUGCAACUAUAUGAGGAUCUAUAUUUUUUCUAUUUAACUUUUCAUUCCUUUUUAGCAUGUGUGGUGAAUCAACGAUUCUCAGUUUUCUAUUGCUUGAAAGAACUUAUAGUUACAUGCAUCUGUAGUCAAUAAUAAUAACAAACAAAUAAAACAGCGAACAAGAAUAGAAGAUAACCAUGCUGGUAUGACUUAAGAGUUAUGACCGUCCUAGUUGAGCUUAUAGCUUAUCAGAUCAGCCUAUAAUUAAUAAUGUAGUUCUCCUUGUAUUUACUGUAUUUGAAUGGAAAUUCUUGGCAGCUGAUUUUAUGUUUUAUAUAAGUUAUUUGUUAAAAUAAUCGUGUUUGGAAAUUAUUAUGUAUUGCUAAAUGAUAAUAUAUUUUUUGUUAUCAGGUACCUUUUAUAGACUCUUAGCUCUUAUGCUUGAAUCCCAUUAAAUGACUGCUUCUUCAAUUUAUGAGGAAAUCUAGUGAUGGAGCGAAGGAUGCCCUUCAGAGGCAUAUUGUUUAUUCAUUUGGUGAUCAUUAUUACUUCAGAAAGGAAUUUAAGAUUCUGAACCUUCUAACUGGGUACAUUUUCUUGCUUGACAAAUUUGGUAGAAUAAGAUGGCAGGGCUUUGGUUUGGCAAAGCAAGGAGAGUUGUCAUCGCUUUUUUAUUGCACGAAAGUUAUUCUGGAGGAAAAAUAGGUAGCCUGGCAUUUUUUAGAUUUCUGCAACCAAGCAAAGCCUUAGGUUUUCCAUUUUGGGUGAGCGAGUGGAAAAGUAAAGAAGUAUCCUUAUGCUAGUGUCAGUUUUAUUUCAACUUCACUUUCUUGUAUUCUAGUUUUGUGUCAAACUUAAUUUAUAUGCCUAUCAAUAUCCCAUUGAUAUUCCUUGCGGAUACUUUUGGCUUGCCUGGAGUAGCUUAGUUCUUGUACUAAAAGCUUGUUGGCUCAACAGGAUGAACAAGUUCACAGUUUUGAGAGACCUCAAUUUUGUUGCAGAAAACCUUGGUGUUGAGUUUUUCAAAGGUACUGUUGUGGUAUGAUAAUCUUCCCAUUACUGAUGAUGUGUAGAGUUGAAUGAAUUUUGUAUUAUUUUCUUCAACAAUUGGAAUAAAUUGUAUUUAUCUCUUCGAUAUCGAACCGGUUGGCAAAGUUGUUGAGGGAGUAUUGUUAUGGAACAUUGGGAUUUGGUGGACAAAGUAACUAAGCAGAUAAAUUGGCAAUUCCAGGGAAACUUAAAUUGCCAAAUCUUGAGCCUUUUGGGGUUAUAUCAUUUGGUAUAAUUUGUUUAAUCAUUUUCUUUAAAGCAA
Gossypium arboreum is the source of this 2079-nucleotide messenger RNA. RefSeq lists its product as uncharacterized. Gene Ontology annotation, cellular component: mitochondrial inner membrane. The record is from RefSeq and is a predicted model, not a curated record. NCBI's taxonomy places the organism in Eukaryota, Viridiplantae, Streptophyta, Magnoliopsida, Malvales, Malvaceae. The transcript is spliced from 7 exons. Bases 413 to 748 code for a protein of 111 amino acids. Gene Ontology annotation, biological process: mitochondrial proton-transporting ATP synthase complex assembly.